This is a messenger RNA of Physella acuta, 1221 nucleotides long. RefSeq names its product mitogen-activated protein kinase kinase kinase 3-like. The record is from RefSeq and is a predicted model, not a curated record. Gene Ontology annotation, biological process: signal transduction; protein phosphorylation. Gene Ontology annotation, molecular function: protein kinase activity; protein binding; ATP binding. NCBI's taxonomy places the organism in Eukaryota, Metazoa, Mollusca, Gastropoda, Physidae.
AUGGCGAUCAGGAACCGACCAACUGGAAACUUGUCAGCUUAUGUGGAAAUAGAGACAAUGAGUAAAGUCAGUCAUCACCGAAUACUUGAUUUUUAUGGAUACAGUAAAACUGCGCACGUUCUGUCAAUAUUUUUUGCUUUUAUUGAGAAGGGUACAUUAGCAACGUACAUCAAGACUCAAGAAGAACGACAUCUUACAGAGAGAAAAACUUCUCAGUUUACAUUCCAGAUCCUUGAAGGCCUUGAAUAUCUACAUCAAAAGAGAAUUAUACACAGAGAUAUAAAAGGCUCGAAUAUCCUAAUGCAAGAUGACGACAACAUAAAAAUAUCAGAUUUCGGUGUCGCGAAAAUUCUUCAAACACUUUCACGCGCUAAUACUAAAGGAACGGGAACAGUUAACUGGAUGGCACCGGAAGUGAUGAGUGGUGGCUCUUAUGACAACAAAGUUGAUAUUUGGAGUCUUGGAUGCACAGUUUAUCAAAUGUUUACUGGCAAAGUUCCGUUCAAUGAAGUAGAAGAUCACACAAUUAUAUUGAAAAUGCACAACAAAGCUUUAGUAUUGAUUCCACCAGAUAAUUGUUCAAAACAUCUACGAAAAUUUCUGAACAGCACUUGCGAAAUAGACCCGUCCAGAAGGCCCAGUGCAACGGAAUUACUGGAACAUAGUUUUUCAACACAAGAGGCAGAACGUCUCUUAAAAGGGGUAGCUGUACAAUUGCAACGAAAUGCCAUUUUCGGAGCUGAUGUGCGAUUAAAUGAUAUGUACCCGGAAUUAUCUGCUGUACCCAAGCCCAGUAAUAACUUGUUCGCUUCCCCCUCUCUGUUGGAUACAACAAUGAUUACAAAUGACGUGUCCAAUAUGCCAUUUUCGUCUACAACAACGGUGAAUGAAAACAACAGCUCGUCAGACACAAAGAAAAAUAUAUUAGUCAGAGAGGAACAUACCAGCCGCUACGCAUCUGUCGUUCGUGAUAACUGGGAAAAAGUUUUUGAAAACUUGAAUUUUACCCCAGAAGAGAUCGUGGAGGAAUAUGAAAUUUGCUCCAAUGACGUGAACCAAACAAUGAACACGCUUUUAUUAAAGUGGAUAGAACGAGAGGGCGAUGAAGCGACACAUGCAAACUUGCAAGAAGCGCUGGCGGUCACAGAAGAGGAAUAUCCAAAUACAAUGGAUUUUAUGCAGUUUGCUAGAUUGACGGAUUUGACGAAGGCGGGAAACUAG